CCCCGCGCAUGCGCAGAGGCGGCGGCGGCAGCAGCAGCAGCAGCAGCAGCAGCAGCAGCAGGAGCAGCCCCGGUAGCGAGCGGAGCCGCAGCCGGAGUCAUGCCGGGCCUGCUGCUGGGCGACGAGGCGCCCAACUUCGAGGCGGAGACCACGCAGGGCCGCAUCCGCUUCCACGACUUCCUGGGAGACUCAUGGGGCAUCCUGUUCUCCCACCCACGGGACUUCACGCCCGUCUGCACCACAGAGCUUGGCCGGGCGGCGAAGCUGGCACCCGAGUUCAGCAAGCGCAACGUGAAGAUGAUCGCCCUCUCUAUUGACAGCGUCCAAGACCACCUCUCCUGGAGCAAGGACAUCAAUGCAUACAAUGGGGAACAACCCGAGGAGAAACUUCCCUUCCCCAUCAUUGCUGAUGCGAACCGGGAGCUCGCUGUCAAGCUGGGCAUGCUGGACCCAGAUGAGCGGGACAAGGAUGGCAUGCCCCUGACUGCUCGUGUGGUAUUCGUUUUUGGCCCGGAUAAGAAGCUGAAACUCUCCAUCCUGUAUCCAGCCACCACUGGGAGAAAUUUUGAUGAGAUCCUGAGAGUUGUGGACUCCCUGCAGCUGACGGCAUACAAGAAGGUUGCUACCCCUGUAGACUGGAAGCCUGGUGACAGCGUCAUGGUUGUUCCCACCUUACCUGAUGAGGAAGCCAAGAAGCUCUUUCCCAAAGGAGUCUUCACAAAAGAUCUCCCAUCAGGCAAGAAGUACCUGCGUUACACCCCACAGCCAGAGUGAGUGGGCCUGCCCGUUUGCCCCGCCGGGCUGCAGGUCGUUUGGCGUCAGGAGCCUUCCCUGUGCCCGCUCCUGCCUCCCUGACACUGCACGAUCAGCGGUCUCGUACUGUUACACUCACCGAUGGUGCAUCGCAAUACUAAAUCAGUCCUCCCCAUCCCCCACGUCCCCUCAAAACUAAACCCCUGGGUGUUUUCUUGCCUUGAAUCAGCCCCGCAAGGAAGAGGUUAGCAGACUAAUGGGAGACUCCAGGGCUCGCGCUCUGGAGUCUCUCCUGUUCAGCGCCAGCCGAGCUUUUCCUGGAGGCGCAGUGAGAAGCGUGGUGUCAGCAGCCAGGCCCCAGAGGGUUGUCCUGCUGGUCUCACACACCUCCCAUCAGGGAGCUUUGGGGGCUCCAAACUGCUGCGUGCCUUUUGGAGCAGCUGUCACUAAUGCAUUAACACCUUUGUCUGGUCCCGUGCGUUAGGGAGGAGCUGCAGAGCCAAAUCUCUCACUUCCUACUGCUUUCUUAUCUCUUGCUGGAAGUUGAUUGUUUUCAGGUUUUAGGGAAGACGGAAUAGAGCAAAUAAACUGAUGUUCAGUACUA
Grus americana (Whooping crane) is the source of this 1357-nucleotide messenger RNA. RefSeq names its product peroxiredoxin 6 (gene PRDX6). The transcript is spliced from 5 exons. Lineage: Eukaryota; Metazoa; Chordata; Aves; Gruiformes; Gruidae. Gene Ontology annotation, cellular component: mitochondrion; cytosol. Bases 100 to 774 code for a protein of 224 amino acids. Gene Ontology annotation, molecular function: peroxiredoxin activity. The record is from RefSeq and is a predicted model, not a curated record. Gene Ontology annotation, biological process: cellular oxidant detoxification; cell redox homeostasis.